CCGCCGGGCCCCGCGUCCAGCCACCCGGUGCACGCAGAGAAACUUUCCCUCCCGGCCUCGGGAACUGCGCCCCGGCUGGGCUCCGAGCGGAGAUCGCGGGGCUGCGAGAAGGCGGCGGUGCUCCACGCCCCUGCCCUGGCUGAGAAAGGAGAGAGUGAUCAAAGGAGAACUUGAAUGACAACUCUAUGAUUGAAAUUAUCCAAGAUCAACAGUGUCUAUACUUUUUCAACUAUAUUUGAAUAAAUUCAGGCUAUAAAUUGUGAUUGAACUGAACCUCUGCUUGACUGUUCUUCAUCAUGAACCGUGCUUUUAGCAGGAAGAAAGACAAAACAUGGAUGCACACACCAGAAGCAUUAUCAAAACAUUACAUUCCCUAUAAUGCAAAGUUUCUUGGCAGUACAGAAGUGGAACAGCCUAAGGGAACAGAAGUUGUGAGAGAUGCUGUGAGGAAGCUAAAGUUUGCAAGACACAUCAAGAAAUCUGAAGGUCAGAAAAUCCCUAAAGUUGAGUUGCAAAUAUCAAUUUAUGGAGUAAAAAUUCUUGAACCCAAAACAAAGGAAGUCCAACACAAUUGCCAGCUUCAUAGAAUAUCUUUUUGUGCAGAUGAUAAAACUGACAAGAGGAUAUUCACUUUCAUAUGCAAAGAUUCUGAGUCAAAUAAACAUUUGUGCUAUGUAUUUGACAGCGAAAAGUGUGCCGAAGAGAUAACUUUAACAAUUGGUCAAGCAUUUGACCUGGCAUACAGGAAAUUUCUAGAAUCUGGAGGAAAAGAUGUUGAAACAAGAAAACAGAUUGCAGGCUUACAGAAAAGAAACUUAUUGUUCUCAUGUGACUUUGCUUCACUUCCUGAUGCUUCUCAUGGGGAUCAGAGCAGCAGAAGCAGCAGAUGCUGGAUUCAAGAUUUAGAAACAGAAAAUGUGGAACUCAAAAAUAAAGUACAAGAUUUAGAGAACCAGCUACGAAUAACCCAAGUAUCAACUUCUCCUCUGCUGCACAAAAUGUCUGAUCAUGAGCAACAUGGGUUUCAGAGAUGUUCAUCCUCUUUCUGGCAGAGUAGUGAUGGUUCAUCUUCCUGUGUAAACAUUUCUUCCAUUACUGUCACUCCUGUCAACCCGCCUGAUUCCAGACUAUCACUGGGACUGAUAAUACCACCACCUUCUAAAUGGGGCCUUUCCAAGCCAAUCAGUGGGAACAGCAUUCCAAGACCUCAUGCAGGCAGUAUGACACCUAAGUCACCUUCUACUGACAUAUUUGAUAUGAUUCCAUUUUCUCCAACAUCACACCCAUCUUCACUACCCACUCGCAAUGGCACACAGCCACCUCCUGUACCUAGUAGAUCUACUGAAAUUAAACGAGACCUGUUUGGAGCAGAACCUUUUGACCCAUUUAACUGUGGAGCAGGGGAUUUCCCUCCAGAUAUUCAGUCAAAAUUAGAUGAGAUGCAGGAGGGGUUCAAAAUGGGAUUAACCCUCGAAGGCACAGUAUUUUGUCUUGACCCAUUAGACAGCAGGUGCUGAUGUCAAGAACAACAGAUCCUGAUCCCAUGUUCAGUUUUCUUUCAUAUACAUAUAUAUCAUUCAUUAUUACUAUGUAACAGAUAUUACACAUGUGCCAAUAUAUUUUUGAAUAACUUUUUAAACAAUUAUUUUAGUAAAAUUUCUUCAGACAUUCAGUCUUGAAUUUAUUUUAAAAACAGUUGCCUUUAUGUUUCUGCCUAUAUGCUCCUUCCUUUUCCUGUUGUACGUUAAUUCAUAAUUGAAAAACAAGUUAUCCAAAAUAUAUCCUUUGGUCUACUUUAAAUUAGUUUAGAAAACUUUUGUUCAGUUUUUGGAAUAAUAGUUUACUAUUGAAUAAUCCAAACUAUAAAUCAAUACUUUCAAAGUUCUGAAGAAUUUAUCAAUGCCAAACUAACAUGCUCUAUAUUCAAACCAGUAAGUAUGUUGCCAAUGAUUAUGUCAUUUUGUGUAAGUGAUUGUUUAUGUCUUUGAAAAAUAUAAAUUUGAAUAUAAUACAGACAUGUGAUUAUUAUGAGACAAAUUAAAAUCCAGCUUCCAAUGUUUAAACCAAAUGCAUUUAAAGUGUUAGUAAAUAAAAGGUAAUAGUGUCAUACUCAUAAUAGAACUUAUGAGAGGAAAAAAGGAAGUUUUCUAUUUACAGAAACACUCAAAAUAUGAUUGUAAUCCAAUAUUAUCCAACACCUUUAAUAUCAUCUGAUAUGUUUUUCCUUAAAAACUCAUUUGGAAUAUAUGCUUUGUGUACUUUAUGUACUUGUCUCUUACUCUUAUUUACUUUGCCAAAUACAUUUUUUUCUCAACUGAAUUAGAACUAUCCUUUUAUUUUCUUCUUUGAUAAAGAUAUUUUCUAACCAAAGCUUAUUUUAUGAUGCAACAUUAGUUUUGAGAUAUUAAAAUCAAGGCAAGUAUUCUGUAUACAUCAACAAUAUUAUUUAGAAAAUUUACUUUGUAUUUGACUUGGUGAGGACAGAGUCUCAAUUUUCACAAGAUCGAGUUGGUCAGUUUAAUCCUUAAUUAAAAUAAUCAUUAGAAUCUUCGAAUGUACUGAUGAACAUUGUCCUUUAAAACUGUUUGUUCCCUAUACAUUUCCUAUACUAUUAUACAGAAGAUUCUAAGUUGUACUCAUUAUGACAAAUAUCCAUAGUCUAAAUUAAUUAUUUGGUUCAUCACAUUAUAAUAAAUAAAAAUCAAAGAUCUGAUAUUAGAUGGCAGUGAUGCUCAAAAUAUGCUUUUCUUUCACUCGUGGCAAUUACUCAUGGCAAUUGUCUUCAAAUGCUAAAGGUACGUUUCUCUAGGAAAAGAAUCAAAUAUGCUCAUGCAAUAUUAUAUUUGUAUGUAUCUCCACAAUAACUUAUGGUCUGUAUAAGCCUUCUUUGUUUUUUUUUUUUGGUUUUUUGUUUGUUAUCUGCUAAGCUGUACCUUAAUUAGAGGUUAGUAUGUUUCAUAAAGAAGACUCUUUAUAAUUUUGUUUGUCACAUAGUAUUUUGGAAUUUAUAUAAUGAGGAUGUUUAGAAGCUAUUCCAAUGGCUUUUUUUAACAGAUAGAAUUUGUAUUUUUAUUGUACUUAAAAAGCUUUAUGUAAUAGCUAUAUAUUUAGUGGCCAUUUACUAUCAAUGAUAAUACAAUAGAUUACUAAGAUGGUAUUUGCACAUUUAAGGUAGUACUUUAAAAUUUUUAAUGUUAAGAAAUUCUGCUACUGGCAUGAUUAAGUAGUACAUAAUUAGUCAUUAAUUAUGAACAUUUAUUUCACCAGUGCAUUUUUUGAAAAUCUCGUUGAAACUUGUAUUUCUAUGUAAACAAUAAUGUUUGAUUUUGCCAAGAAUAAAUGAUUUCA
Sorex fumeus (smoky shrew) is the source of this 3348-nucleotide messenger RNA. RefSeq names its product GULP PTB domain containing engulfment adaptor 1 (gene GULP1). The record is from RefSeq and is a predicted model, not a curated record. NCBI's taxonomy places the organism in Eukaryota, Metazoa, Chordata, Mammalia, Eulipotyphla, Soricidae. The transcript is spliced from 14 exons. The coding region runs from base 297 to 1517 and encodes 406 amino acids.